Silurus meridionalis is the source of this 5560-nucleotide messenger RNA. It is a transcript of the gene agpat2, whose product is annotated as 1-acylglycerol-3-phosphate O-acyltransferase 2 (lysophosphatidic acid acyltransferase, beta). Gene Ontology annotation, molecular function: 1-acylglycerol-3-phosphate O-acyltransferase activity. The record is from RefSeq and is a predicted model, not a curated record. Bases 430 to 1242 code for a protein of 270 amino acids. Gene Ontology annotation, cellular component: endoplasmic reticulum; membrane. Lineage: Eukaryota; Metazoa; Chordata; Actinopteri; Siluriformes; Siluridae. The transcript has 6 exons. Gene Ontology annotation, biological process: phosphatidic acid biosynthetic process.
AACCAAAACCAACGGAAAGCUUUAUUUUCCGUUUAGUGUCUCCAGCACGCAGAAAACGUGGUUACGUGGUACGUAAACACCGAGAACCCGGAAAUGUAGAGAAACGCUUGUGCCGCGUGUUCUCUGCUCGGUGGAGAAGAUCUCAUUUCCUCUCAGUUAUGAAGCACCAUAUUUGAGAACAGUAUAUGUCCGUUGUUUUUUUCUUCAGCGUCUCUCCCCUUUUGUUCCCAUUGCCAUUUUUCGAUUGGCCUGAUUUGACGUAACCGUGGUUGCUCAAAGGGGUUUUGUCGAAGUGAAGUCCAAUGUAGGCGUCGUUCAGCGUUCCUUCUGCGCGCAGCAGCUCAGUGUGUGUGAGUGUGUGUGUGUGUGAGAGAGAGAGAGAGAGAGAGUGUGUGUGUGUGUGUGUGUGUGUGAGAGAGAGGAGGGGGUAUGGAGGUUUUGUGGCUCCUGCCGCUGCUCGUCGUGCCGAUCCUGUUUUGGACCAGCACCACGUUUGUUUUCUAUUUUAAAAAAUGUUUCUACGUGGCCUACAUGAUGCUGUUGGCCAUGAUCUCGAUUCCCAUGUGUAUCGUGAAAAGCGGCGGCAGGGACAUCGAGAACAUGCGGAUUAUUCGCUUCAUGGUGCGCCAUGUGAAGUAUUUCCUUGGUCUUCGCUUUGAGAUCAGUGGCUGGGAGCACCUACAGACUGGGGGACCAUACGUAAUCAUCUCCAACCACCAGUCAUCCAUUGAUGUUCUGGGCAUGAUGGAGGUUUUGCCUGAUCGCUGCACUACUAUUGCCAAGAAGGAGCUGCUGUGGGCAGGAACAGUGGGCAUGGUGUGCUGGCUGGGGGGCAUUGUGUUCAUUAACCGGAAGAAGACUAGUGAUGCUAAGAGUGUCAUGACUGACACUGCCAAGAUCAUGCUGCACGACAAGAUCCGCCUCUGGGUGUUUCCUGAAGGAACACGGAAUCAGAAAGGUGAUAUUUUGCCAUUUAAGAAGGGCGCUUUCCACCUGGCAGUGCAGGCCCAGGCACCCAUCAUCCCCAUCGUGUUCUCCUCCUAUAGCAACUUCUACCUACGGAAGGAGAAGGAGUUCAAAUCAGGAACGAUCACUUUGAAAAUCCUCCCCAAAAUCGAGACGAAAGGCUUGACGUCAGAAGACGUGUCCUCACUCUGCGACCGGUCGUACGAUGUGAUGCGUUCUGUCUUCCUAGAAAUCUCUGGCCAAACAUCCCAGUCCAAUGGGCCGUCCAACCACUGAGCAUUUCGGUGACUUCGUCUACUGUUUCUGUCUCAUUGCCUCUCAUAGCCACAUUGCUCUCUGCCGGCUCAAGACUUUGCAGUCGUGGUGAUUGACGGUAGCUGUGGCAACUAGACACUUCCAGUAUCUUCGUCAGUGUCCAUAGAAAGCCACAUUAUACACACACACACACACGCACCUAUAUAUAUAUAUAUAUAUAUAUAUAUAUAUAUAUAUAUAUAUAUAUAUAUAUAUAUAUAUAUAUAUAUAUAUAUAUAUAUACAAACACACACACACUCAAUAAACAUACACUCAAUAUACUCUGGUCUCUCAUUGGGACUUUUGGAGUUAUCUGAGGGCUGCACCCUCUGACCCUGCCCACUGGGGACAGUCUGGAGCAUUUCUUUUUCAAUAGCUUUGUUUCAGAAUCGGAAAAAUCUCUUGUGGAUGUGCAUUUAUCAUGCAUGCUUUUGGACGCUUUAUCUCUCCUUCGCUUUUUAGGUCCUGGACCCUUUUUUUCCCACCUGUUUUACUUAUUUUUGCGUAUUCCCUAGUAAUCAUGUAUUUUUGUAGCUGAUCAUUAAGGUUGUCUCAUGUCCUUUUAAUUCAUUUCUCAUCAUGUUUUUAGUUCAUGUUGUAUUGUGUCUUUUUUUUGCCAUCAGUCCUUCAGACUCAGCCAAUUAAAAGUGUACCUUAAGUGUAACUACCACCAGUGGCAAACUCCCCCCAUUCCAAGUCGUACCCCAUAGAGCAGACGUUGGCAGUUUGGGAGAAUUUUUUUCACUUGAUUGUACUCAGUGUUGUUAACAAAAUGUUUCCCUUUAUAAGCCUUAUUAUUGAAGUUUGCACGUGAAAAAAAAAAAAACUUUCUGUUGCUUUCUAUCUUUAUUUAUUUUGUAUUUCUGCCCUUUUUUUUACCUUUUAUUUUUUUUUUACCUUUUGUCCCACAUUUUGGAAAAGGCACCUCUUUUAGCUGUAAAUGUCAAAGGUAGUUUCAUAAAGUGCAGUAUUGAAUAUUGGCUAAAAGUGAAUGAAAUUCAGCCUAUGGAAAAAUAAUGUAGUUUUUAAUAAUUUAUUUGACUUGUAAAUUAGAAAUAGCUACUUGGUGCCGUUUGCUUUGCUGUGAUGCGUUCAAUCUGUGUCAUAAACCUAUUUAGUGCAGCCAGAUUAAAUAGUAUCCACCGUGAUCUGGCCUUUAUUUUAUUUUUAUUUUUAUUUUAUAUAUAUAUAUAUAUAUAUAUAUAUAUAUAUAUAUAUAUAUAUAUAUAUAUAUAUAUAUAUAUAUAUAUAUUAUGCUGAGUUAAAACAUCCUCAGGCUUUUUGUUGCCUUUCAAACUAAUAUUCCAGGACAGGUUCUAAGCUUCUAUCUAAUGGUGCAUAAAAUCUGGCAAAAUGAAUACCAUUUCACAAGAUAUUUGAUCAGCACAACACAACACAUAAGCUGUCUUCAUGCAUGCGUAUGCUUUAUAAACGCUCCAGCCUGAUCUGUACUCUGUGUCGGGGUCAUUUAUAUAAAAAGCUUUGCCAUUCAUGCUUUGUUCACCCUGCUGUAUAAACCUACUGCCUGCUAUAAAAUAAUAGUUUCCAUUAAUUUUUAGAAUAAUCUUUUGAUUAGUAAUUAUUUAUUGAGGUGUGUAAUAAAAAAAUUAUAAUUUUGUCAUAUUGGUACAGUCAAGUAAUGUACCAAAACAAAUUCUAUAAACUGUUUUUGUGCCAUGUGUGUAAAGAUUCUCAGCUACCAGUUUCAGCACUGUGAGUAAGCAAGUGAUCAGUGAUGGAUGAGAGUAUUGGAGGGGUUGGGGCAGUGGGGCGUUGGGGGCUUGUGGAUACUCUGCUGGGACAUUUAUGAUUUGAGCAAAUCCAAAGUGUACCUUAAUAAAUUGACCUACUCCUUAUUGAAUGGGGUAUAGUAAAAAUUAUACAAUUCAAACUUUUUUCUUAAAGGUGUAAGUAUUUUUUAAAAAACAAGCCUUUUUUUUGGAAAAAGUAGCUAAAUGGUUAACAUUAUGAAACAAUAUAUAAAUUGUCUUUUCUUUCUCUUGUUGUUGACAUAUUUGAUUGACACAUUUUAAUUGUGCUUAAUGUUGUUAAAACUAAGCAUUUCCAUACAUGUUUUUCCAUUUCCGUUGGGUUGAAAUAAAUAUUUAUUUCAUUCGGAAUGCCAAGCAGUUUUUUUUUUUUUUCUUCUCCCUACCCUAGAUCUUUCUCUCAUGCAGCUGUGAUUUACAAAAAUCUCAUUUCCUCCUAAAACUGAUUACUAAUUUUUUAUCUCAAAUAAUUCCUUAUAUACUAUAUGGCCAAAAGUAUGCAGAAACAUGACCAUAACGGACACAUAGGCCUUUCCCACAAUGCUGGGGACACAAUUUUUCUAGAAUGCUUUGUAUGCUGUAGAUUUACAGAUUUCUCUUCACUGGAAUUAAUUAGCCGAAACGUUUUUCAGCAUGUGCACAGAGCGAGUUCCUUGAAGACAUGGUUUGCUAAGGCUGGAUUGGCCUCGCAUAUCCCCCUAACUUCAUUAAACUCAUUUGAGAUGAACUUGAAUGACAACUGCACCAAACAGCUUCUCAACAGACAUAAGUGCCUGACCUCACUACUGCUCUUCUGGCUGAAUGGGCAUACAUCCACACAAUUUAGUUUGAUGGCUUUCCAAGAGGAAUAGCAAGAGGUGCUUGUAUGUAAUGGACAGGUGACAGCCUUUAUUCUUUGUGGCCUGUGUUGCACAAGAUUUUUUAAAGACAUCUGGGUAAACUAUAGUAUGAAUGGAUGCACAUGGUUAACAACAAUACAAAAAUCUGUGAUGUUAAAGCGAUGAUUGCAAAGCAUCCCCACACCGUUUUCCACCUCCACCAGCCUGGACUAGUGACACAAGGCAGGUUGGGUUGAUAUGGCCGUUGGCACCACACCUUGACCCGACCUGUCUGUGUGCCUCCACCUGAACCUACACCUAUCUGUGUGCCUCAGCAAAAAUAGAAAUUCUGCAGACCAGAAAACAGUUUUCCAGUCUUCAGCAUUUUUCCUCAGCUUGGCAAAAUAGCAAAUGGAACCUGAUGUGGUCUUUCUUUCUGUUUUUUGUAGACAGUCUACCUCAAAGUUUGACAGUUUGCUUACUAUAUAUAGUUGUACAGAGUGGUUAUCUGAGUUACUGCUGAGUUACCCAGCCAUACCAAGCUGCCACCCCUGGGCCCCUGAGGAAGGCCCUUAAACCCAUAGCUGCUCAGUUGUAUAAAUGAUAUAAAUGUCGGUCUCGAUAAGGGUGUCUGACAUAAACGUACUGCUUGUCAUUAUCCAUUGACGUUCGAUAACAAGAUGUUUGUAUAUUCAGAACUUAUUACUUACUAUCCUAAGUACAUUUUAUAGACUACUGUGCCUGAAAAUUCCAGGAGUUCAGCUUCGAAAUAUUCAAAUCUCCAACAAUCAUACUACAUCACUAAGAUUGCAUUUUUUUCCUCAAAAUUGCUGGCCUAUUUAGCCCAAUGCUGACACGUUUUAUUCAUUGCACAGCUGCAAUGUGAAUGCCUGAUCAGAUUAUUUCAUGGUUGAGGCAUUCCGUUCCUAAUAAUCUGUUAGCUGAGUGUACUUUUGGCCAUAUAGUGUACACUUUCAAAUUGGCUUGUACCUCUGGAUUACAAAGCAUAAUACACAAGCGACUCACAUAUUUGAGAGAAGAGGGAAAAUACAUGUAUGGCAAUGUGGUAAAUAUUUACCAUACCUACUAGAAACCAUUCAGAAUGACCAAAAACUACCCAACUGAAUGUCAUUCACCACUCUGAGACAUAUGAAGGGUAUCCUUAGUUAAACCUGAUGCAUGCUUUUUAUAAAAUCGAGUAUAUUCUCAGUGCUCUAUAUAACAUGUACACGAGUCAUUGUAUUUGAUGUUCAGGAGAAAAAUGUGUUUUAACGAGGAAAAUGAUUCAGAAUCCACAGUAAUUAGGGCUUAAAUCAAUUCAAUAUUAUUAUCACUUGAAAAUGGUUAAAAAUAAGUAUAUAUUCAUAAAUAAAAGUUGCAUUCAAGCAUGUUUAAUGUUAAGCGAUUUAGAUUUGUCUGGAAUGUACAUUUUUGUAAUUUGUUUCCCUUCAUGUCACCAUAGCUAUUCAUGGAUAAAAAAAAAUGAUGGUAGUUAUUAAUUAAUAUUGUUCCCCCCCACCUCAAUCUUCACUUUCUGGGUAUGAUCCAGUCUGGUGUGAUUUCAUGAAAGUAUUACAAAAAAAAGUGUGAAAGCCCAUUGUAGAACCUGAUUCCAUUAUAAUUAUACACAAAGGUGCAGUGGAUCUGGACAGAGUUUGUGUAAAAUAGCUUGGAAUAAUAAACUUAAAUAAAUUCAAGCCAUUUUUUUUCUUA